UUCCCAUCUGUCUCCCAUCUGUUUCCCAUCUGUCUCCCCCUUUUCUCCCAUCUGUCUCCCCCUUUUCUCUAAUAAUCAGAACAUGAUAAUAACCAUCUGUUGUUUCCCAGCGGUGCUGCGUCACAGUAAGGACCAAAAAGAAAAGGGGAAAGGUCAGAAAGGAAAAGGGAAUAAAGGAAAGAAGAAGAAGAGGACAAAAAUCCCCACAGCCGUCAACCCUGAACACACGUCAUCAGGACACACGUCACCAGGACACACGCCAUCGGGACACACGUCAUCAGGACACACGUCAUCAGGACACACGUCAUCAGGACACACGUCAUCAGGACACAGGUCAUCGGGACACACGUCGGAGUUCCCGGCCGGACACACACACCAGACGUCAGAGCGUGUCACAGAGGACCCUUGUAGCUCUUCCCACAAGGGCUACUGUAUCCAUGGACUCUGCAAGUACAUGGCAGACCUGAGAGAGCCAGUGUGCAUGUGUAAUAAAGGUUAUGACGGCGAGCGCUGUGGGAUCCUGCUCCUGCCUACGACGAACAAGGAAGACAGCGGCAGAGCUGAGGUGGUUCAGACUGUCCUGGUCAUCAUAGCUGUGGUCCUCUCCAGCGUCAGCUGCCUCGCCAUACUGCUCAUGGCCUGCACACAUUACAGAACUCAUAAGAACUUCUGUCUACCUAUCUUGGCUCUGGCAGAGAAGCAACAGCUAACAGAAAACCACACCAUGUACAUCACGGUGGUGACACAGCAGUGA
Molecule: messenger RNA, 754 nt
Organism: Salvelinus sp. IW2-2015
Lineage: Eukaryota; Metazoa; Chordata; Actinopteri; Salmoniformes; Salmonidae
Product: probetacellulin-like
Biological process (GO): epidermal growth factor receptor signaling pathway; positive regulation of cell population proliferation
Molecular function (GO): epidermal growth factor receptor binding; growth factor activity
Source: RefSeq, a predicted model, not a curated record